Protopterus annectens (West African lungfish) is the source of this 3223-nucleotide messenger RNA. It is a transcript of the gene NR3C1, whose product is annotated as nuclear receptor subfamily 3 group C member 1. Gene Ontology annotation, molecular function: sequence-specific DNA binding; nuclear glucocorticoid receptor activity; zinc ion binding. The record is from RefSeq and is a predicted model, not a curated record. Bases 408 to 2789 code for a protein of 793 amino acids. Lineage: Eukaryota; Metazoa; Chordata; Ceratodontiformes; Protopteridae. Gene Ontology annotation, biological process: nuclear receptor-mediated glucocorticoid signaling pathway; regulation of DNA-templated transcription. Gene Ontology annotation, cellular component: nucleus. The transcript has 9 exons.
AAUGCAGGGGUCUGGGUGGCACGUGCAUUGUUUGAAUGACAGUUAAGUAAAGGGCUGCGCGUGCCCGCGCUCUUCACCUCCGCUUUUUUGGCUGCAAUGCUUUGGGCGGCCUUAGAGAAAUGAACAGUCUGGCACCUCGUGCACUUUUUUUUAAAUUUUAUUAUUUUCCGUCUUGCUAGGCAGUACAGUGGCGGCUGUCACAACCCCUACGGGAAGGCCAGAGCAGCAGAACCAGAGGUUGAAAGAAAACAUUACUGGUGGCUGUAUUGAUGCAUAAAGGGAUGAGUACCGCUGUAUUUUUAGGAGGGAUACAAAGGAAAACAAUUAUUCGUGGAUUAUUAUCAUUAAGGAAGUUAGUUACAGUAACUCUUGUCACCCAUAGGACGAACAUGCUGACCGGAUCAUAAAUGCAGUUUGAGUCUUUAAAAUAUUAUGCAUCAGCAGACAUGAUGGACCCAGCGGGAUCACUAAACAAUCUGAAUGGAACACAGAGUCUGAAGUAUGUGGAGCGCAGCGACAAGACUUCAUCUGGGUACCCUUUUAAUCCAAUAUGCGGAGGUGGAGCUGGAGCUACAGUAACCGUUUCAGCAUCACCAUCGAGACAGACAUCUGCGCAGCUGGAGUGCAAGCAGUUUACUUGUGACAUUUCAAAUGGACUAGGCAGAAAUGCCACUACUAGGGAUCCUUCCAAGGCAGUUUCACUAUCUAUGGGAUUCUAUAUGGGGGAGGUGAAUUCAAAAGCUGCAGGUACAGGCUUUGGAUGCCAGCAACAGGAGCAGCAGUCAUGUGUCAGCAGUGCAGAAAAUGACUUUUUUCUUUUAGAAGAAAGCCUAGCAAACUUAAACAGGGAUGCAGAAACAGAAGCAUCUUUCCUGAAUGCUGAAACUACAGAUUCACCUGCCAGGGGUCAGGAUUUCUCCACCAUGGGAAAAAGUGAUUUUCCCUCCGAGCAGGAGGCCUUCUCACACAUUGGUGUUAGUGACCCUAAUGGUACUUCAAGAUUGUUCUCUGAUGACCAAAACUCUUUUGAUAUUUUUCCUGAGCUGAACUUGCAGACUGAUUCACCUGGCAGAAUUACAGGUGGAAGUCCUUGGAACUUGGAGACAUUCUGUGAUGAUGAAGAUGAUGAAGGUGUCGGGCUUUCUCCUCUACAAAUAGACAAUGCAAUUUCAGAGGCUGGAGGAUUAAGUGAAGCGUGUAGAGGGCUUGUGGGGAAUAAUAACUUUGAAGUGAAAAACAUUGAAUGUCAAGAUUCACAGAUGCCUAGCACAUCUGCUGAGUUGCCUCAAGUGAAGAGAGAAAAGGAGGGUUACAUUGAAUUAGUAACUCCUGGCGUCAUAAAACAGGAACAGCUGAACAGAGGGUUUUGCCAAGCAAGCAGCUCUGAAUUUGAUACCCCUGCCACAAUUUCAGUUCAUGGAGUGAGCACUUCUGGGGGUCAGUCCUACUGUUAUGGUGUAGAUAGCUCACCUUGCUCACAACACCAGGAUCAGAAACCCAUUUUUACUUUCAUUCCACCUUUUACUACUAUUGGGAAUAAUCGGAGUAGGUGCCAGGGAAGCUCCGACAAUUCUUCUUUGAGCCCUUUAACAACUGGCAGCUACACAGGAUUAUCGGGGUUCAUCAGCAGCAGUACGGGCACUGCAAUGAAAAUCAAUUCAAAUAGCCCUCCCAGUGGCACCUCGCCAUCCCCGGGACCACCAGCCAAAGUCUGUCUCGUUUGUUCAGAUGAAGCAUCUGGGUGCCAUUAUGGUGUUCUCACAUGUGGCAGCUGCAAGGUGUUUUUUAAAAGGGCAGUGGAAGGGCAGCACAACUAUCUAUGUGCAGGAAGGAAUGAUUGUAUUAUUGACAAAAUUCGCAGGAAGAAUUGCCCUGCCUGUCGCUUCCGCAAAUGUCUUCAAGCUGGAAUGAAUCUGGAUGCCCGAAAGUCAAAGAAGAAAAUGAAAGGAAUUCAGCAGCCCAACGAGCAAUCGGUGGCAAAGCCAGCUUCUGAAAGCACAACGAACAAAGCUUUACUUCCUACGUCUCUGCCCCAGUUAACACCUACCAUUAUUAACUUACUAGAAGUCAUCGAGCCUGAUGUGAUAUAUGCAGGAUAUGACAGUACUUCACCUGAUUCGUCUUCACGUCUUAUGUCGGCCAUGAAUACUCUUGGUGGACGGCAGGUGGUUGCAGCAGUCAAGUGGGCAAAGACUCUGCCAGGGUUUAGAAACUUGCCACUAGAUGACCAAAUGAGCUUGAUUCAGUACUCUUGGAUGUUCCUGAUGACCUUUGGAUUAGGAUGGAGAUCUUACAAGCAAUCCAAUGGAGCCAUGUUGUGUUACGCUCCUGAUCUUGUCAUCACUGAUGAGAGAAUGCAACUGCCCUACAUGAUGGAGCACUGCCAUUAUCUUAUCAAAAUCGCUCAAGCGUUUGCACAACUACAGAUUACGUUUGAAGAAUAUCUCUGCAUGAAGGCACUCCUGCUGCUCAGUACAGUUCCUAAAGAAGGUCUGAAGAGCCAAGCUGUCUUUGAAGAGAUCCGGAUGACUUACAUUAAAGAACUGGGGAAAGCAAUAGUGCAAAAAGAGAGAAGCUCAACUCAGAACUGGCAGCGAUUUUUUCAGUUGACAAAACUUCUCGACAGCAUGCAUGAUGUUGUCACAAAGGUUUUAAAUGUUUGCUUUCAGAACUUUCUUGACCGAUCAAGAUGUGUGGAUUAUCCUGAAAUGUUGCAGGAGCUGAUAACCAACCAGUUACCAAGAAUUAGAUCUGGGAAUGUCAGACCACUUCUGUUUCAUCAAAAAUGACUGCCUUAAUAUCAGAAAUUUGCCUUAACUGAACAUCACAGUGUAGCUUUUUAUUGCAUGAGUUACCAGAAUUUUCAGUGGUGUCUUUGCAAACUGUGUUUAUUUUGUAAUUAUGUUCAACAUAUUGUUUACAGAGGGCCAAGAUAAGAGUUGUUGAAGUAGGACGUGGCUGAUUUUUAAACCAUGUUGAAAAAGAAUCAAGUUUGCAUUAAAAGCUAUGUUAAUAGUUUCCAUAGCUUUUCACACAAAGCAUUAAUGACCUUCUCCCAUCAUGAUUUUUAUGGUUCAGGAAAAAGAGAUUUAUGCACGAAACCUGAAGAACGUUUACAGGUGUAAAUUAGAAAAGGGAAAAGUUGUGCCUUUUUAGCUGUUGAUGUCUGAUUUUAGCCAUUUCCUGUAUAUUGAUUCAGGCAACUAAACUAGCUUGCUCAUUU